Cooperia oncophora is the source of this 435-nucleotide messenger RNA. The record is from the annotation of a GenBank genome assembly. NCBI's taxonomy places the organism in Eukaryota, Metazoa, Nematoda, Chromadorea, Rhabditida, Trichostrongylidae.
AUGCUUUGGUUGCACAAUGACCUGCAUGGUCACCCGUUAGAUCCAUUUAGACAUCGUGUCAGACUCUUCAACAGUAUCCUUCCUGCACAUGUUAAGACGAUGAUUGAUAUGAUUGAUGAAAUUCUCAGGAAACGCAGAGAACCAUUUAAAGUUGACCCGGCCACGGCACGAGAACUUAACAACAAGUACAUGAAGUGGAAGCAUAUAACUCCUGAAGCACCCUGGCAGGGCGGAGUAAAAGGGAAAGCAAAAAAGGGAAGCGCAAAUACCCCUCAUGAAGGUUACCUAAUUAUGAUAUAUGAGGAAACACAUCCGCGUCAUUCAUGGAGAGUGGGUCCAAUCGAGGACCUAUGUCCCAGUGCUCAAGGAAUCGUACAGAAGCAAUCGUUUAGCUGCCAUCUCGGCGGCUUAUCCGACGUCCUGUUAAUCUGCUGA